AUGUGGAACGCAGUGUUUAAAACUGUGGCAGAAGCUGUUAUAAGCUUAAAUCAACGGCAAUCAAGUCCAAGAACUGAAAAUCCUGGAAAUGUUAACAUACAAGGACACAUUAAUCAUAUGCCAGUUGAUGUGUCCAUAAAUCGGGGUGCAGGAAACUCGAGUGCCAAUCCAAACUAUAGACCACCACCACAGAACUCAUUUGGCCCUUCUACCGAUCAUUUUAAUAACAAUGGAAAUACAGGGUAUACUGGGCCUGUUCCAUCAAAAACUCAAAAAAACUCUUCAUAUAAUCGAGCCAGUAAUAAUUCUAAUAAUUCCUCAACAAAACAAAAUGAUAAGAAGUUUGUCGUAGUAGAUAAACCUAAAACUAAUAAGCCAAAAAACAAUGAUAAUACAUUUUGCAUGGUGAAAAUGCCUAGCAAUGGCAAUUUCAAGAUCCACAUUGAAAAAACUGGACCUACUGAUUCCAGAAGAAUGAAUUCAAAUUCUGCUAACAAGAAUUCCAACAAUGGCAAUAAUGAUAAUAAGCAGAAAAAUAGAAACAAAAAAUUUAGAAAACAGCAAACCAGUAGUUCUAAUAAUCGUCAAAACACUUGGAUGUAUGUUGGCAAACUUAAAAUAGGUACAACCGAAUCCGACUUGAGCUCUUACUUGAAAGUAAAAUUUCCAAAAAACCAAUUCACAGUACAGUCUUUGCCUUUGUACAAAGACGGAAAGUUGCCUUGUUUUAAGGUGCUCGUUGACAACUCCAUAUUGAAUGAAUUUGAGCUACUCGGUAAUUGGCCUAAUGGCGUAACUAUCAAAAAAUACCAAAAUAAUUUUAAAGCCUAA
Molecule: messenger RNA, 831 nt
Organism: Ceutorhynchus assimilis (cabbage seed weevil)
Lineage: Eukaryota; Metazoa; Arthropoda; Insecta; Coleoptera; Curculionidae
Source: the annotation of a GenBank genome assembly